UAUGAUGAAAAUUACAGUCCUCUCUCAUCUUUUUAAGCGGGAGGUACUUGCACAAUUGGUGGCUGACUAAAUACUUCUUUGCCCGACUGUACCUGGAGUUGAUAUUUCUCAGCUAAUUCAUAACACAUCUAGACUAGUUUCAGGACUGUCUGUUGCAUGUAUGCAACUUUGCAUGGUCUGACUAGGUAAAUUGAAUGUGAUAACUAGCCAGCUCUCAAAAACCCUUAACUUUACAUAGUAUAGUUUUAGCGGUUACAUUCGCCCACGGUUGGCUCGGUGUGAACUACAAUUUCGAAGUUGUGUUUAAAGGUUUAGAAACGUCUAAUCAUUGUUUUCGAAACAUAUGCUGAUGUGCCGCUUAUCUGUCAUGUCAGCAAGAAUGUUUUUCAAAUAAAGAUACUUACUGUAGUAGUUUUGCACAAAUCUACAAGCUCUGUGUGCAUCCAGUUGACGAACUACACUUCCUCUCCAGUUAUUAGUGAUGGGUCGUUCGCGAACGAGUCGACUCUAAGAGCCGGCUCGCAUAUCAGAAGAGCCAAAUCUAUUUAUAAACAUAUAAAACAAUUAAGAUAUGAAUAUAAUUAACUAAUUAAAAUAACUAAAAAAAAAUGCCCAAUGCUCAAGCGCACACACAUUCGUUCUGGCUUUCUUCUCACACUUCUCACCUGUUGUUCCUGUCAAACACAGUGUCAAACAAUGAACCAAAGAUGCGUGAGGUAGGGCCGAGCCAACUCACUCAGUCACACACUUAGCAGCCGAGUAGAGAGAGGAAGGAAAGCUGUGAAAACAACAGCUGGAAAAUUAGUCUGAAGCACAGUAGCAUUUGGAUGCAUUUUAAAAUGUAGAUGUUAGAGCACAGUGUAGAAUUUGCCAAAACAAAAUCUCAUAUAAAGCCGGUUCUAUGCACAACCUACACCGGCAUAUGCGAACUGUGCACCCAACUGUGAAGCUAUCUGUAGCGGAGCUUUGAGAAACUAGCGGGCCUGCUAGUGAUAGUGGUCGACCCAGCACCUCCACACGUGGAGAUGUAUCCACUCAGUCAAGUAGGCCUACUCCGCGUCCCACAGCAAUGCAGUCUUCUACGGACCACUUUAUGCCAAAGUCUAUGUCUGUAGCAAAUUGUUUCGAUUGUGGAGGAUAGAGGUUUUAGAAAUUGUAGCAAUACUCUAAAUCCAAUGUAUGCAAUUACCAGCAGGAAAACCCUUUCAAAGUCACUUAUUCCACGACUGUACAAGAGCACACAGGAUUCAGUGCAGGAAAGAGUCCAAAAAGCUCCUGCAGUUAGCCUUACCACUGACUGCUGGACAUCAAGGGUAACCACUUGUUACAUGUCACUUCAUUGAAGAUUUUUCAAUGUCUAACUGUCUUCUGGACUGCUUUGAGUUCAGCGACAGACACCUCAGAUAACUUGGCAGAGGAACUGUUGAGUGGCCAGAGAAUGACAAGUAGAUGGAAAAGUAGUUUGUUGUGUUAACGACAAUGCAGCUAACAUAACCAAAGCCAUGAAAAUGUUAAAAUGGACCCAUCAUCCAUGUCUUGCCCACACAAUCAACCUGAUUGUAAGAGAUGCUCUGAAGUUGAAGCCCACUGUGGACAAAGUGAAAGCAGCUGUGGAAUGCUUCCACAGGAGCACAGUAGGUGCUGAAAAACUAAAGUCUACACAACGCCAGAUGGGGAUGCCUGAGCUGAGGCCUAAACAAGACUGCACUACAAGGUGGAAUUCAACAGAAGAUACGUCAUCAAAGGACACUAAAGCAGUUAGCGUCUAUGAAUGGGUUAUGCGAUAACUAGCUAGCAAUGUUUCCACACUUAACUUUACAGGGUAGCUUAUACAAAACACCACCAUAUAUUUUUAAACUAACCUGCUCUUGGAGAUACUUUCUUUGUUCUUGAUUCGGGGAAAAGUGUUAUCUAAUAUGUCGGUGUCCAGUUGCAGGUGGUUCUACAAAAACCAGAGAACACAUGGAUUUAAUAUCUUUGAGUUGAGUGGGUAACAUGGGCGCGGCCUCAUUUUAAUAGCUGGGUGCUCUGCCAUAUGACAUUAACUUCAAAUUAAAUCCCAAGUUCAAGAAACAUUGGGAAAUGGCAGCACUCCAAAAAAGUUUUUUAAAGGGACAAAAAGACAUGACAUUAGGUGACAACUUUUUGUACUAAAUAAAAAAUGAAAACAAAAAGGUUUUUGGAGUGGUCGCAAUGUGACGUGCUGUCAUCUUCACGUUGCUGCGUCUCAUGGAAACGACUAGUUCCUGAAAAGAUGUUGGGAAAUGCUAGAUGUGCGGCAGCUAAGAUGGCGAGGAACCUCCUCACGUGGUACAAAACAUGGAUUUAAUAUCUUUCUGAGUUUUCUGUUUUUUGUAGAACCACAUGCAACUGGGCACUGACAUUCUAAAGGAUAACCUUUCGUUCUUGAUUCAGGAAAAAAAGGUAUCGCCAAGAGCAGGUUAGUUGAAGAAUCUAUGGAAGCAUUUUGUAUAAGCUGCCCUGUAACAAAGUGUAGAAAUAUCGUUAUCGUCACAUAUCUUGCGUAACAGUGUCUAAGAGUAGACUAGCUAUAGCUAGUAAAGGCAUAGGUAGCUCUCAAUUUAGAGAGGUUAUAAGUGGCUUUGGUAAAGGUAAACUCAUUCCUGUAAUGUUGAUGUCAGUUGAGCUAAUGAAGAAUAUAAAAAAUAAGGGAAUUAAAGUUUAGCAACUUACUGUUCAAACAAUGUACUUGUGAUUGUCUGUGCACUAGCUAUAGAAACAGUCUCAUUGGUAUUUUUGUAUUCAGUUUACAUAGCAAGCUACUUAUUAUAAAACCCUUAUCACACUUGAUAAUUUUGUGUCUUCUUUCCACCUAAAGUAGCUAGUUGUGAUGCGGAGAGGAGACCUUGUUCCCCGGGCCUUCCAGGCCCCAGUGGAUGUCCAUGCUAGUGUAGAUGGCCAGGUGUACAUGUUCAGGAACGGCCAGCCAAAUGACUCUGCAGGCUCUUCAGAGGAAGAAGAGUUCAAUGUGAUGGCGCUUUGGCCCCGGGGGCGGCAGGAGCCGGACCAGGACAGACUGGGCAGCCUCAUGCUGCUAGAACAGGAUGUAUUGGUUGGAGACAACCUCAACAAACUUGCUCUGCAAUAUGGCUGCAAGGUGGCUGACAUAAAGAGGGUGAACAACCUGAUUCAGGAACAGGAUAUGUUUGCAUUGAAAUCAAUCAAAAUCCCUGUGAAGAAACACAGCUUAUUGACUAACACAGAACACAGAACCUCAAAUUCAUCCACACCACAGGACAGACCUACAGCCAGCUCAUCUGGUAGGCCACAUUUACAGGAAUACACUGACUUCCUCAAGGAAGUGGAUCAUGACAUCGAGAGACUGAUUCAAAUCACAGAUGCACAGAAUGAGGUCUUUUUAGAGGCCACAGAGCGGCCACAAAUUUUGGGCUACAGAGGCCAGCGCUUGACCAGCUAUGGAGCAGACUGGGGCAUCCAGUGGUGGAACGCUGUGGUGGCCAUGCUCCUGAUAGGCAUUAUCCUGCCUGUCUUUUAUGUUGUUUAUAUCAAAACACAAGACACUGGAGUGCCUGCUGCUGUAGCGACCUCAAACAGCUCAGGGACAGUCCUCGGCACAGAAAGCCCUAGGAACACUUUUAGCAGCCAGGAAAAUGUCCCUCAGUCUGAACGAACCAAACACAUAGUUCAGGGAAAGAAUGUCUAUGGACUUCAUGCUUAACGUCAAUUUAAGAACCAAACCAGUGUUCUGCUUAAAGGUCAUCAAAGAAGUGUUGUUGUGUAACAUUUCUUUACAAAAGAUUGAAGUUGUAGUAUGGAUGUGUUUUACCACAGACAUUGGACUUCAUGGUUUCCGAUGUGUGCCUUAUUAGAUGUCUGACUUAUCCAGUCAACGGUUCUUUCUUCUUUGCUAAUUAUUUUGAAAACAUUUUAACACGUUUGCUCUGUGACAACCUUACAACUGCAAUUGAAUAUGGAUAUUCAGUUUCGGACUUGCUUAAACAUUCUGAACAGAUUGUAAAAUAUGUGUGUUUGUUAGUCUUCAUGUCCAAAUGUAGUGCCAUUUUAUAGAGAUGUUUGUUUUCUUUGCGAGGCAUUGGAAAACCUCCUCUGUGUGUGUGUGUGUGUGUGUGAGAGAGAGAGAGAGAGAGAGAGACAGACACAGACAGAAUCUGUCUGAAAUUCAAUGCUCGACUGAGGGACCAUACAGACACUUGUAUUUGUGGGGUACAGCGAUGAGGUAGUCAUUUAAAAAAAGUGUUAAACACUAUUGCACACAUCGAGUUUAUGCAACGUAUUGUGACUUGUUAAGCAAAUUUCUACUACUGAACAUACACUGAACAAAAAUAAACGCAACAUGU
Oncorhynchus mykiss (rainbow trout) is the source of this 4340-nucleotide messenger RNA. NCBI's taxonomy places the organism in Eukaryota, Metazoa, Chordata, Actinopteri, Salmoniformes, Salmonidae. The record is from RefSeq and is a predicted model, not a curated record.